Rasamsonia emersonii CBS 393.64 is the source of this 729-nucleotide messenger RNA. RefSeq lists its product as uncharacterized. The record is from RefSeq and is a predicted model, not a curated record. Lineage: Eukaryota; Fungi; Ascomycota; Eurotiomycetes; Eurotiales; Trichocomaceae. The annotation marks the transcript as partial. The transcript is spliced from 2 exons.
GCGGUCGCGAUGGGAACGGCGGCAGAUAAAAGCCACACGUCGGGGGCAACCGAGGACACAGAGUGGGAAAAACAAGGGGGCCGGCCGCAGGAGGAAAGAGACGAGGCGAGACGUGACUUGUCGGCACGGGCGCAGCGCAACUCAGCUCCGAGGACGAGAGACACUGAGAAAAUCGGAGGGGGUGCUAGAAUCCUUAAGUACGAACGCCUUCGUCGCGCUCGCCCAUCGCCUGCCGCUAGCCCCGUUGCGCGCACUAGGCCGGAUCACCCUGGUUCAGGCCAAUUAGCCGCUGCUGAUUGGUGGCCGCCCGCAGCACUAUGUCGCGUCCGCUGCCUGAUUGGCCGCACCCAUCCGAAAGCGGAAUCCCUAAACCCAAGCUCGUACCCAAAGUCUUUGAGGUCAAAAAUCGACAGGGCCCGCGAGAGAGGGACGGAGGGAACAACGAGAGCAGGACUCGUCUGUUACUCGGCACGCUGCAGUGGGCCUCAGCCACCUACUCUCCUUUUUUUUUCAUGUUUUUCUUUUGCCUUCCUUCUUGUUCUUCCUUUUUUUAGUCCGGAAAACUACGAUCCAACCUGUCUACCGUCACAAAGGGCUGGCCAGUGUCACACACUGGGUGACAGCCACCCAGGUCUUGAUCCUGACAAACCCGUGGCAACCGAGGAGCGCAGUAGGGAAAUUGGUGGUGAUGGUGGGAAGAAAAAGGGGGGCUGGGACCUGGUCCACUGA